Chelonus insularis is the source of this 1816-nucleotide messenger RNA. RefSeq names its product sorting nexin-30-like. The coding region runs from base 256 to 1680 and encodes 474 amino acids. NCBI's taxonomy places the organism in Eukaryota, Metazoa, Arthropoda, Insecta, Hymenoptera, Braconidae. Gene Ontology annotation, biological process: reticulophagy; protein transport; endocytic recycling. The transcript is spliced from 7 exons. Gene Ontology annotation, molecular function: phosphatidylinositol binding. The record is from RefSeq and is a predicted model, not a curated record. Gene Ontology annotation, cellular component: phagophore assembly site; early endosome.
AAUCACCAAUGGCGACAUGUUUUGGAUAAAUAAAACUGUCUCCAACAUUGUUUGAUUACAAUUUUCGGAAAAAAUAAAUUUUUUCAUGCGUAUAUUCAUCUAAUAAAUUAAUUAAAAAUUUUCUGCAUUAGUAAAAUCUAAUUCGGGCAUAAAUUCGUAUUAACUUUGUGUUUAUAAUUAGAUAAAAACCACGUAUUAUCUAGGUAUAAGUUAUCAAAUUGGGGUGUAUUGUGUUUAUUGGAAAAUUACUCCAAAAUGAUGACAGCAUCUGAAAUUGAUACAGAAGACUUUGAUAGUAAAACAACAGAUAACUCUGCAAUUAUUGAAGUUAGUAGUACGACAACAAGUAGUGUAAUAAAACAACAUAGCAAUGAUCGCGAUUAUAUUUCAAAUUAUAACACUGGAAAUGAGGAUUCAAUAAUUGCAUCGGCUUCUAUUGAUAGUUUUUCAACUUUACCAGAACAAGACACGUCAGAUGGUCAAUUUGAUAAUCGGGAUCUGAAAGUUAAAGUAGAUAAUCCUAAAAAACACUUGGAAACUUUAGAAACUUACAUAACAUUCCGUAUUACCACUAAAACUACAAGAUCAGAAUUUGAAAAAGAAGAAUACAUAGUUCGAAGACGGUAUAAUGAUUUCAUUUGGCUACGUCAGAAAUUGGUGGACAUGUAUCCAUCUCAUAUCAUUCCACCCAUGCCUGGAAAGCAUUCACUUAUAGCUCAACUCGAUCGAUAUUCUAAAGAAUUCAUAAUUGCUCGAAUGAAACUAUUACAUAUAUUUCUCAAUAAAGUAGUAAAUCAUCCUAUUCUUAGCUGUGAUAAAUAUUUAAAAGCAUUCCUUACAGCUCAACCGAUUGAAUUCGCAACUCUACGGAAAAAUCGUAAUAAUAUUAUUGGCAGAGUAACAGACUCUUUACAAAACUUAGCUAGUACUUAUUCUAUUAAACAACGUAAUUUAGAAUUUGAGCGUGUUAAAGAUUAUUGUAACGCCCUUAUUGAAAAGUUAGCGCAUAUUGAUAAAAUCAAUAAUCGAAUCCACAAAGAAAGAAAUGAUUAUAUUGCUGAAUUACACCAAAUGUAUCCAAUUUUCAAUCAGUGGUCCGCUUCUGAACGUGAAUUAGCUCCAUUGUUAUUGUCCAUUGCUAAAGCUGUUGAGUCAAAUGCUUUGGCACACCAAAAAUUGAUUGACAAUGUUCCAAAUGAAGAGCGUGAAUAUAUUGCUUAUGUAGAAUCAGUCAAAGAUGCUUUGACUCGACGGGAUAAUAUGCAAAUUGAAUAUGAAUUAACAAUAGAUGAAUUAUCUAAACGGCGCACCGAAAAAGACCAGCUUCUAGAAAGUCCAAAUAGUUCUAAUCGAGGUCAAAAUUGGGGCAACACUUUGUGGAAAUCAGAAUCUCGUGAUGAAAAACUUGAGAGAUUAGGUCAAAAUAUACCACAGCUUGCAAAACGUUCAGAAGUACUUUUAGAUCGUUUAGAUUGUGCUAAUGAAAAUCUAAGGAGUGAUAUUGAACGAUGGUCACUUGAAAAACAAAGUGAUUUAAAGAAUAUAUUAUUGUCUACAGCUGAUAGGCAAAUACAGCUUUAUCAAGAUUGCAUGGAAGGAUGGGAAAAAAUUUUGACCCAUUUAAAAUUUGAUGGUGUUUCCACAGAUAUUCAAACUACUGAAAAGACUAUUUCAACUUGAAAUAUAACAUGCAAUUCUAAGCAAUAUACUUAUUAAAUUUUCUUGUAUAAUAUAAUUUAUGCAAAUAUGAUAAAUUUAAAUGGAAAAAAAAAAAUAUUUAAAAGCACGAUAAAAAUGAAUGUAAUUGUAAAUUAAU